Messenger RNA from Ostrinia nubilalis (European corn borer), 1789 nucleotides. It is a transcript of the gene CNBP, whose product is annotated as CCHC-type zinc finger nucleic acid binding protein-like. The coding region runs from base 209 to 1042 and encodes 277 amino acids. The transcript has 3 exons. Gene Ontology annotation, molecular function: nucleic acid binding; zinc ion binding. The record is from RefSeq and is a predicted model, not a curated record. NCBI's taxonomy places the organism in Eukaryota, Metazoa, Arthropoda, Insecta, Lepidoptera, Crambidae.
AUACACGUGGUUUGGUUACUAUACCGCGUACGUACGUUGCGGACUGUGUUUUCUUAAAUUUAUUACCUAAUUUCACCACGACACACAUUCCCUUGACAAAAUUGAGUGAAAACCAAGUAUUUUUAAGUGAACGCAUUGCAUUUAGGUUGUUUAUUCGAUGUGGUUAGUUUGACAAUCAGUGGGUCUUUUUCUGACAAGCUGUUGAGCCAUGAGUUCAAGCGUAUGCUACAAGUGUAACCGGACGGGGCACUUCGCUCGCGAGUGCACCCAGGGCGGCGUGGCCCCGCGUGGCGACUCCGGCUUCAACCGCCAACGCGAAAAGUGCUUCAAGUGCAACCGCACCGGGCACUUCGCGCGGGACUGCAAGGAGGAAGCUGACCGUUGCUACAGGUUCUUUUACUUUACUAUUAUAGCGUUAGUUGGCGACUCCGGCUUCAACCGCCAACGCGAAAAGUGCUUCAAGUGCAACCGCACCGGGCACUUCGCGCGGGACUGCAAGGAGGAAGCUGACCGUUGCUACAGGUUCUCUUACUUUACUAUUAUAGCGUUAGUUGGCGACUCCGGCUUCAACCGCCAACGCGAAAAGUGCUUCAAGUGCAACCGCACCGGGCACUUCGCGCGGGACUGCAAGGAGGAAGCUGACCGUUGCUACAGGUUCUCUUCCUUUACUAUUAUAGCGUUAGUUGGCGACUCCGGCUUCAACCGCCAACGCGAAAAGUGCUUCAAGUGCAACCGCACCGGGCACUUCGCGCGGGACUGCAAGGAGGAAGCUGACCGUUGCUACAGAUGUAACGGCACGGGACACAUAGCGCGCGAGUGCGCGCAGAGUCCCGACGAGCCGUCGUGCUACAACUGCAACAAAACCGGUCACAUCGCGCGGAACUGCCCCGAGGGCGGGCGCGACAGCUCCGGCCAGACCUGCUACAACUGCAACAAGGCCGGACACAUCUCGCGCAACUGCCCUGACGGCACCAAGACCUGCUACGUCUGCGGCAAGCCCGGACACAUCUCCCGCGAUUGCGACGAGUCGGAGCGGAACUAACACACGCCUCCGACCCCCACUCACACAUAUAAACAAAAACUAUGUAUAUUAUGAUGCCACGCACGGACGAUAAGCAAAGGACGCGAUAAAGCGACUAGAUCGUAAGACCACAUGACUGUAUGAAAUUUAUGCAACGGAAUUAAAUCAGACGCAGUGUACUCUCGAUGAAUGAGGAGUAUGAUUUUUAAAAUGUUGACUUGUAAAUAGGUCUCCCGCCGCGCGGGCGCCGCUCGCGAUAGGUUAAUGUUGUUCUGCACGGUGAACGAGUUAUUGUGUUUUUAAAUCAUUUAAUAAUCAUGAUUGAACUAUUGAUGAGGUAGCGUUACAGUUUUUAGCAUUACAGAGUAUAUAUUUAAUAUAUUUUGUACAGAUUUUUUUGUCAAAAGAUAAAUUGGAUGCUGGCGUACCAUGCGUUUUGACUGGAAGAGGAGGCCCCGGAGUACCCAAUCCUACUGGACUCUCUUGUUCGUCUCGUUACAGUUUAAGUUAGUUCUUGUGCGAUCGUUUGCGGUCUGACGAGUCAAAUGUUCAUCUUUUCACUAUCUGAUGAUUUAUUUAUUUUAUUGAUCAAUUCCUUUGUUUAUGAGGUCCUGCUAACUUGUGGAGAAUUCAGUGGUUAAUUAGAAUUUCAUCAAUCAGAAUAUUUUUUAUUUUGUUAUCCCUAUCAAUGUGCCUGUGUUCAGUACAUUUGAAUGUAUAAAGUUACUUGGCUUCUCAGUGGGAGAUAAUAAAAAUCUUGCCUUAUUA